This is a messenger RNA of Toxorhynchites rutilus septentrionalis, 860 nucleotides long. RefSeq names its product 6-pyruvoyl tetrahydrobiopterin synthase (gene purple). Lineage: Eukaryota; Metazoa; Arthropoda; Insecta; Diptera; Culicidae. Bases 214 to 738 code for a protein of 174 amino acids. The record is from RefSeq and is a predicted model, not a curated record. Gene Ontology annotation, cellular component: mitochondrion. Gene Ontology annotation, biological process: tetrahydrobiopterin biosynthetic process. Gene Ontology annotation, molecular function: 6-pyruvoyltetrahydropterin synthase activity. The transcript is spliced from 4 exons.
CGCAUUUAUUUUGUCCAUGGUACACUCCGAGCAUUUAGUAUCGCAGUGAGUUCUCCGAUUCUCCGUUCUCUUCUCGCGAAUGUGGUGGUAAAAUGACAUUAGAUAGCAGCACAGCGUCUAGAUAACUGCACAAAUCACAAAUUGGAGAACCGAAUUACGACAAAGUUGAACUCGCUUAAAUUGUGGACCGUUCUUAUCAGUGUAGUGAAAAAUAUGUCACAGCCGCUAAUGUAUUUAACGCGCAAGGAAUGCUUCAGCGCUUGCCAUCGUUUACACAGUCCAUUUCUAAGCGAUGAAGUAAACCGAGAAGUGUACGGGAAGUGCAACAAUCCCAAUGGGCAUGGCCACAAUUACACUGUCGAAGUCACCGUGCGAGGACCAGUGGAUGCGAAGACCGGCAUGGUUAUGAACAUAACCGAUUUGAAGAAAUACAUGGAACAAACUAUAAUGAAGAAGCUUGACCAUCUCAAUCUAGACAAAGAUGUUCCGUAUUUUAAGAACCUGGCAAGCACAACGGAAAAUGUGGCCAUCUUCAUAUGGGACAGCCUGAAGCUGGUUAUGCCCAAACCGGAAUUGCUUUAUGAGGUUAGGAUUUGUGAGACUGAUAAAAAUUCAGUCAUCUAUCGGGGCCAAAAGUGUGACCCGAACAGCUAUCACCAUCAUCAGAACGAAUUCGAACGAAAUACGAGUUACAAUGAGGUGUGCCAAUCGAAUUUGUCAUCGGACUCGGACAGUUAGUCUACUUAUGUGAAAAAUCAUCGACCACCUGGAACGCCCAGUCCUGUGUGCAUAAAUCGUAUUAUUUUUUCUAUUGCCCGAAUAAACAAUCUAAUGUAGAUGGUAACAGAAUGUUCAUUAAA